Nilaparvata lugens (brown planthopper) is the source of this 516-nucleotide messenger RNA. RefSeq lists its product as uncharacterized. Bases 1 to 390 code for a protein of 129 amino acids. NCBI's taxonomy places the organism in Eukaryota, Metazoa, Arthropoda, Insecta, Hemiptera, Delphacidae. The transcript has 3 exons. The record is from RefSeq and is a predicted model, not a curated record.
AUGGAUGCUCGGUUGCAGAACUUAACAGCUUAUGUGAGGAGAUUCUGGGUAGGUGUGAUUGGCGUGGAGUCAUUGUCUACUUUUGGUUGCGCCAGGAGGACCAACAAUGACCUCGAGUCAAUCCACGCCAAACUUCUUUGUGCGUUUGGCGUGAAUCUCGACAUAUGGAGCUUCAUAAGAAGGCUCCAGACAAUAGAGAGAACCUCCUAUGACAAUCUUAUUAGAGUACAUAGAGACAUUGCGGUCAACCGACCGAAAGAAGACAAAGUUACUCGCGAUGUCAAGAAGGCGAAGAUGUCGAAGUGGCUCAUGGUGCCGACAACAUUGUCAAUAGGCCACUGCCUCAGAAUGAGUGGUUCCUUCUUGACAUCGCUGGAGAGGAAGAAGUAAUGUGAGAAGGUUGACCGUAUCUCCAGAAGAGGUUGUAAAUAUUAGGUACCUAGAUAGGAAAUAUUAUUAGGAUAGAUCUGUAAAUAUUAAUGUAUUAAUAUAUAAAUAAAUUGCAACUUGAAAAUU